AUGGCAAUAGACACCGGACCAGCACGUCCGCGUGAAUCUAGGAUUUACUCAGAGCAAGACAGAAUCCGAGAUCUAUCAAGAUAUUAUUGUACAUUCGAUCAAGAUCCACAAUCAAUCAGCAGCCCUCGUCUCUCGCCUGAUUCUACACUCACUGCGCUCACCCAACUCGGCGUCUAUCGCUUUGGGUGUAACCGAUCCUUUGUCUCCAUCAUUGAUGGUGAACAACAGCACCUCAUCGCAGAAGCAACCGCGUCAACCUCUUUGCGCAACGAAGAUCAACACCUCCCUGAUGAUGGGAUCUACCUCGGCGUUCGGACAUUGGACCUGGAAUGGGGUGUCUGCCCCCAUGCUAUACGUCUCUUCACAGGACAGGACUCCUCACGGGUGACGAACACGACAAACAUAACAGCAAAUCGAACUCGCAAUAUCAUCCGCGACUUUACCGUGGAUGAUUUCUACAACACCCGUCCAUAUGUUCUUGAAUGGCCAUACUUCCGAUUCUACGCCGAGGUCCCCCUAUACAGCCCCUCUGGAUAUGUACUCGGCUCAUACUGUGUGGUGGACAACAAAACCCGCACCCAUUUUGGAGAUGAGGAAGUUGCUGCGCUUCAGGAGAUUGCCGAUGCUAUUUCUCAACAUCUUGAGAAUGUUCGGGUCGCUCAUUAUCACAAUCGCGCUGAAAAUCUGGUCAAGGGCUUGACAAACUUUGUCAAAGGACAUGCGGAAUCUGGCAUCCCAGACCAUCUCGAGCAACUUUCAGCCCCGGAAACCCUGAAUUUUCAUAACCUGAACUUUACAAGUAAUGCCAUUGAUUCAACUCAGCCAGUUACGUCGGCUUUGACUACUAAAUCAUCCAACACGAAAUCAACAUUGGAUCAAUCGUCUCUAGCAACCAAGGAGGAGGAGCCGGCCAUUUCUCUUUUCUCGGAGGCCAAAGAUUCGGAAAUGACACGACCGACGACACAGCCAUCAUCGCUUGCUCCAGGCUCACCGGAAUCUGCAGAACGACUAUGCAACGAUUACUUUGGUACGGAGUCAGCUAUGGAAGAUGUGCCCAUUGCAGAACGUGUUGCUGCCAUAUUUUCCCGGGCUAGUGAACUUUUGAGAGGUUCAAUGGACUUGGAUGGUGUGGUCUUUCUCGAUGCACGUCAAGGCGACUCAGCAUUCGACCUCGGGGAUGAUUUUGAAAACGGAGAGUCUCCCAAACUCGGGGACUCUGAGCCUGUGACUAAUCCGCAGCCUUGGUUGCUUGGCUACUCUGCCGAGCAAUCGUCUGAUAACAAAGAAAGGCUAUGCCGCUCUUUGAAUUGUUUGACCACCGACUCUCUCAGUUCAGAAUCUGACCUCGCCCUUUCGGAAGACUUCCUGCGUACCCUGAUCCACAACUUCCCGAGCGGGCAUAUUUUUAAUCUCGACGAUGAACCCUUUGAGCCGGAAACAUUACAGCAGCAGGUUGCUCGUCACCUUGCACAGAAGCUACCAGAUGCGAAGUCCGUACUCUUCAUCCCAUUGUGGGAUUGGAAUAAAUCACACUGGCUAGCAGGAACCCUGGUCUGGACACAGGAAGCUUGCCGCCCUCUGGGAAUGGAGGAACUGCACUAUUUCAAAGUAUUUGGUGAUUCCAUCAUCUCUGAGGUGUCUAGGGUGCACUUCACAGCGACUGAAAAAUCAAAAUUCGAUUUUGUAUCUUCCAUUAACCAUGAGCUUCGCUCUCCACUGCAUGGUAUCCUUGGAAGCACCGAGCUUUUGCAGACCAUGCCACUCCAGCCCUCACAGCAUGAAAUGGUCAAAAUGAUAGACACUUCGGGCCUGGCAUUGCUCGACACCAUAGACCAUCUAUUGGAGUACUGCAGGAUCAAUGAUUUGGCGACAGGAAAAAAACCAGACAACGCCAAAAUAGGAAGAAAAGCUAGCGGUCAAGAUUCGGACUUUGACCUUGGCACAUUAAUCGAAGAAGUUGCCACCGCUCUUUGUGCUGACAAAAAAUCCCGAUUCGUUCCCACUCUGGCUGAUAAAUCCACUACUGUCUUUGACACCGCUGGAGACCUUCAUAGUACUAACAGUAACAAUGGAGUUUCAAUGGUUAUUCGGGUUGACCAGCCUGACUUUUGGACUGUGCGGUCUGCCGCAACUGCCUGGAGAGGAAUACUGCUGAAUCUUCUUGGCAAUUCAAUGAAAUGGACAAAUAGAGGCCUCAUUGAGGUUACAUUGUCCAAAACGAAGUCAGAUAAUACUAAUAACAGCUUGUCUUUUGCCCACUUAUGCGUGAAAGAUACCGGAAGUGGAAUUUCACGGGAAUAUCUCAAGAACCAGCUGUUUUCCCCAUUCGCCAAGGAAGACUCACUCUCGCCAGGAGUCGGGCUUGGCCUCAGCAUCGUACGGAAGUUCGUCAAAUCCCUAGACGGUGAAAUUGACAUCAGAAGCGAGCAGGGCGCAGGCACCCAAGUGGAUAUCCGUAUACCUGUGAAAUACCACAGACCAGCUCCCUCCGCCGAAGUAACAGAUUCUUCAUUGCUUUCAGGAUCUUCAACUUCACCGGUCCCGAUCCGAGCAUGCCUUAUUGGGCUACACGGGCAACCGGCCUUGCAUGAUGUCCCAACUGGGAUUUUGACUGUCGACGCCAAACGAAAGUUGGCCAUCCAAAAUGCACUGUUUGAUGUCUUUAUGACAAAACUAGGAUGGGAUCUUUCGACAGCAAAGUCUCCACAUGAAGAGCUUGGUGAUGUGGUGAUAAUUGAGGGAGCUGACCUCCACAAACUGUUAAUCGAGGAACCAGAGAUGGCCAGAAGUUGCGAAAAUGUCUUGAAAUUCUUCAUUGUCCUUGACGGAAAAACAUCACCUUUGACAGGUGACUUACCGGACAAUUUCAUACGCGUAUCUCAACCAUUUGGACCCAAAUCUCUUCUUGAUGCAGCGGAAAGAUUUAUGAAAGUUUACAAGACGCCACAUUCACCGGCAACUACUGAGAUCGCUCCGGUUUUGUCCAUAAUACAGCAAGAUCCGCCCUUGGAAGCACAAUUGAGCUCUAGGGACACACCGGAGAUUAUUGUCCUGGGAGACGACCUCGCGGUCGCUAAUGUUCUCGAUCGACCGGAAAUCAUUGUCCCUCAAAUUGAGACCCAACCAAAGCCAAUUAACGUCCUUAUUGUGGACGAUAACUCUAUAAAUCUUAAGAUCAUGUCCACUUUCAUUCGAAAAAUUGGAUGUCAUUAUGAAACGGCACUCAAUGGACUUAUAGCCCUUGAGAAGUACGAGAGUGCCAAACAGCCAUAUGACUUUGUGUUGAUGGAUAUAUCGAUGCCCGUAAUGGAUGGACUCGAGGCAACGGAAAGAAUACGACAACACGAACGCGAGCAAGGCCUCCAACCAUCCACGAUCAUCGCCAUCACAGCGGUCGCUUCCAAUGAUAUACAAGAGGCUGCCUUUAAGGCCGGAGUUAACGAUUACCUGGUCAAGCCACUAUCGCUCGAUAAGCUCCGUGAACUUAUUCACGUAUGA
This is a messenger RNA of Penicillium verhagenii, 3498 nucleotides long. RefSeq names its product hybrid sensor histidine kinase/response regulator. Gene Ontology annotation, molecular function: phosphorelay sensor kinase activity; histidine phosphotransfer kinase activity; protein binding. The record is from RefSeq and is a predicted model, not a curated record. The transcript is spliced from 7 exons. The coding region runs from base 1 to 3498 and encodes 1165 amino acids. Gene Ontology annotation, biological process: protein autophosphorylation; phosphorelay signal transduction system. NCBI's taxonomy places the organism in Eukaryota, Fungi, Ascomycota, Eurotiomycetes, Eurotiales, Aspergillaceae.